Molecule: messenger RNA, 441 nt
Organism: Heterobilharzia americana
Lineage: Eukaryota; Metazoa; Platyhelminthes; Trematoda; Strigeidida; Schistosomatidae
Source: the annotation of a GenBank genome assembly
AUGCGAAUUAAUGUGUGUCAACAGAACACGUCUAGAAAUGUAAUCAAACUACAUCCCAGAGCUUUAAAUGGACCAAGAAUAACAAACAUUUCUGAUGCUCUUACCACUAUAUGUGGUACUGGAUUUAGUUUAAAGAUUAUAAACGGUAAUCAUCCUCAUUUACAAACGCAGAGACGUAAACAGACUACUUAUUCUAGUAUACCUCAUGUUGGCGAUGAUCAGAACGAUAAAGAUAAUGGUGGUAGUCAGGAUAUAGUACAGAAUGAAUCUACACAGCCGCAUUCAACUGUACUUUUAGCAAACGCAGCAACUCCAGGUGACACAGCAGUUAUUAAUGACGUCACUGCAUUGGUAAAUACAUCAUCUGAAUGGAAUGAUAGAAGGCUUACAGAAGAUAAUAUCAACGACAACAAUGAUGACAACUUCUCAUGGAGCGUUUAA